Microplitis mediator is the source of this 1613-nucleotide messenger RNA. RefSeq names its product odorant receptor 67c-like. Bases 510 to 1484 code for a protein of 324 amino acids. Gene Ontology annotation, cellular component: plasma membrane. The record is from RefSeq and is a predicted model, not a curated record. Lineage: Eukaryota; Metazoa; Arthropoda; Insecta; Hymenoptera; Braconidae. Gene Ontology annotation, biological process: detection of chemical stimulus involved in sensory perception of smell; sensory perception of smell. Gene Ontology annotation, molecular function: odorant binding; olfactory receptor activity. The transcript is spliced from 10 exons.
AUUCACAGUAAAUUUCACUAAUUCAUUUUUAAAGAGUACGGAUUCAUGAGUGGAUUUUUAGACUAUCGAUUCAUGAUCAAACAUCUAGUAUGGAAAUCAUGCUUCUGUUAUUAUAAAGUACUUCAAACAUCACUGGCGAUACCUUUCAGUGUAUAAGCCAUUGCAAUAUUUUCGCUAAUAAUAAGUUAUAGUAACAAAGCAAUCGAAGUUACCGUAGCAACACUAUAUCCACAAACCCGGAUGAUUUUGAUGUGAAGUGACGGCACCAAUUAAGAUGCCCGUCAACGUCAUUCGAAUAUUUCAUAGCAAGGAAAAUAAUUGAGGGGAAAUACUAAAUUUAAUACAAAGGUCGAUGGCCAUAUCAGUCUUCACGACAGAGCUUAGUGAUAGUCACUGUUAUAUGGAGUGCAUUUAUACUGCAAGCUAUUCCACAAAUUAUCGCAAUUGUUACACAUUUUGACGAUCGAGAAGUACUUCUCGAGGCUUUGGCACCAUUUAUAAUAGACAUAAUGUUUGUAGCUAAAUAUAUGAAUUCAAUCUAUAAUGCAGAAUUGAUGAUGACUCUAUUCGAGAGAAUGAAAAAGGAUUGGAAAUUACUGUCAAGUGCUAAAGAAAAACGUAUCCUAGAAUAUCAUGCAAAUAUCGGGCGACUUAUUUCUACUGGAUAUGCAGGAUUUGCAUACACGACGACGGCAAUAUUUCUGUCCGAACCAAUUUUGCCAAGGAUUAUCAAUUACUUUUCAAAAUCAAAUGAAUCCGUCCCACUGAAAUUCGCUCUCCCAUUGGAAUACAUAAUAUUUAAAAAAGAAAAUCAUUAUUGGUUAAUGUUAGCCAUUACGAAUAUGUUUGCUAUUAACAUGAUAAUUGUUACUAUAUCCUGUGAUAUCAUGUUUAUCACAUUCGUACAACAUGUAUGCGGGCUGUUUGCAGUUGUAGGAUUUCGGAUAGAAAAUUCGCCCACGGGUAAAAUUACGGACAGUAAUCAUAAAGAAGUUAGUUUACGGAAAAAUUCACAAGAUGCUUCUUAUAAACAUUUAGUUUCAUGCAUCAGAAGUCACAGGAGAGCUUUAGAAUUCGUUAAACUCCUCGAAGAAACCUUUACUGGAACUUUUGGAGUGGUAGUUGCAUUAAAUUUACCUAUGAUUAGUAUUACCGGAUUGCAGCUAAUAACACAAUCGAAUACAGUGGAGCAAACAUUGAAGUACCUCAUGUUUGCUCUUGCCCAAGUGCUGCAUCUUUUUUUCGACUGUUUUCUAUCACAGAAUUUAACGAAUAUGAGUUCACGGAUUCCACAGUGCAUAGCUAACAUGAAGUGGUACAAUAUUUCGAAAAACUCACAAAAAUUGACACUUUUGAUGACAAUGAGAAGUCAGACACCUUGUAAAUUGACUGCUGGCAAAAUGAUGGAAUUGUCUAUUGAAAAUUUUGGAAUGAUGAUGAAAACAUCUGGCUCAUAUUUUACGAUGCUUUUGUCAAUGCAAUGAAAAUUCUGCUGAUUCCAAAUUGCUACGCAUAAAUGAUACUCUAACAAAAAAAUAUUCUAUGAUUGUCAAAAAUGUAAAAUGUUGUACUUGAGAAUAAGUUGUAAGAGAAAAUGAGUUUAUCUUAUUAUA